This is a messenger RNA of Prunus armeniaca (apricot), 600 nucleotides long. NCBI's taxonomy places the organism in Eukaryota, Viridiplantae, Streptophyta, Magnoliopsida, Rosales, Rosaceae. The record is from the annotation of a GenBank genome assembly.
AUGGCUCAAGAUCAAGAGCAUGAGUUUACAACAUCAAAGAACCAAGUAAAAGAGGAAGAAGAAGAAAAGAGAAGCUCUAGCAUGAGCAACCAAGUAAUAGAAGAAGAAGAAGAAGAAGAAGAAGAAGAAGAAGAAGAAGACGAGAAAAGCUUUGCCAUGAACAACAGGGAUCAUGACAAGAGCAACAAUGGAGGACAUGAGAAAACUGAAAAGGUGGCACUUCUCAAGUUAUUUUGUUUUGCAGAUAAGGCUGAUGUUAUGUUGAUACUAGUCGGUACAAUUGGUGCCAUGGCGAAUGGAUCAUGUAUGCCUAUUAUAACCAUGCUAGUCAGGGAGAUGAGUGAUUGUUUUGGAACUAAUCAAAACAAUACACACAUAAUACUCAGUGUUGUUUCCAAGGUUGGGAAGUUUGUCCAGCUACUUUCAACAUUCAUUGGAGGGCUUAUAAUAGCAUUCAUCAAAGUACCGCUUCUUACCAUUGUCAUGCUAUCCUGUGUUCCUCUGCUUGUGGCAGCUGGUGGAUCUAUAUCCUUCAUUAUAACCAAGGCAGAAUUCCGUGGACAACAUGCUUGUGCAAAAGCAGCAAAUGUUGUUGAAUAG